Messenger RNA from Penicillium maclennaniae, 1074 nucleotides. RefSeq names its product dual specificity phosphatase YVH1 (gene dspC). Gene Ontology annotation, cellular component: nucleus. The coding region runs from base 1 to 1074 and encodes 357 amino acids. The transcript has 4 exons. The record is from RefSeq and is a predicted model, not a curated record. Gene Ontology annotation, biological process: protein dephosphorylation. Lineage: Eukaryota; Fungi; Ascomycota; Eurotiomycetes; Eurotiales; Aspergillaceae. Gene Ontology annotation, molecular function: protein tyrosine/serine/threonine phosphatase activity.
AUGCAGGCAGACCCUGUCUUUGUGAGCGCCAUGGCUAUGAACCAGAUUCCCGGCCAUAAUAUUUACAUUGGAGGCAUCUUUUGCCUCAAGAAUAAAGCGGCCCUUGACCGGGCUAAUAUCACUCAUGUGGUGUCUGUCUUGAGACUGGCUCCAUCUGAAAAUCUGUUCUCAGACUUCCAGCAGCACAGAAUUGAUAUUGAUGAUGUUGAAGAUGAAGACCUUCUCGAACAUCUUCCAGCCGCGGUCAGGUUUAUUCGAUCCGGCCUAGACGCGGGCGGCAGCGUCCUAGUGCAUUGUGCAAUGGGAAAGUCCCGAUCCGCAACUGUCUGCAUUGCCUACUUGCUCCACCAGCAGCGCAGUGGGCUCACACCAGAGUCCGCUCUAGAGCUGAUCCGCCAAUCGCGGCCGCUCUGUGAGCCCAAUGAUGGCUUUAUGGAGCAGCUCAACCUUUAUUAUGAGAUGGGCUGCCCUGAUGAGGUCGCAGAUCACCCGGUGUACCAGCGCUGGCUGUACCGGCGCGAGGUGGAGGAAAGUGUGGCGUGUGGGCGUGCCCCGGAACUCAAGUCAGUGCGAUUUGAAGACGAGCAGCCCCAGCGGCCUCAAGAACCUACCGCUCAAGUUGUGGAGCUUAAGUGUCGCAAGUGCCGGCGUGGGAUCGCGGAUUCCAAGUACAUUAUUUCCCAUGAUCAGGAGAAGAAAGAGAGCAACAAGUACCGAUCCAACCAGGAAUGUGCUCAUGUGUUUUUACAUCCUAUGAAGUGGAUGCGUCCCAGCUUAUUCCCAGAGGCCGGCCCUAAUGACUACGAGGGUGAUGCUCCCUUGACUGGCCGCUUGGCCUGCCCCAACACUUCCUGUGGUGCCAACAUUGGCAAGUUCGCAUGGCAAGGUUUGCAGUGUAAUUGCGGUCAGUGGGUGGUCCCGGCCAUUGGCCUUGCCAAAGCUCGAGUGGACAUCGCCAAUAAGGCUCCCAUUCGCGGAGCAGGAAAUCUUCCUCCGCCCGCACUAGGCAUUCGUAUGCCUCCAGGGAUGCGGACUCCUGGAGCGAGUGACGGUACUGGGCGCGGGAAUCUGUAA